AUGAGAAUCUCGCUGCUGCUGCCGGCGCCAGUGGUGCUGUCGCUGUUGAUCCUUGGCUCAGGGUGUUAUGCUGCUGGAUCGGACCUCAAAGACACCGACUCUGGGAAAGGGGAGCCAUUUUCUAGGGAACCCAGUGCUGAUGGAUUUGAGGUGACAGUGACCUCAACAAGUGAGAUGUCCUCAGGAACUGAGAUUUCCCCAGUGAGUGAAAUGCCUUCUGGUGGAGAACUGUCCUUAGGAACUGACUAUGACUAUUCAGAAGAGUAUGAUAAUGAACCACAAAUAUCCAGCUAUGUAGUAGAUGAUUCAAUCAGAGUUGAACAGGUAAUUAAACCCCCAAAAAACAAAACAGAAAGUGAAAAGACUUCAAAUAAACCUAAAAGGAAGAAAAAUAGUGGGAAAAAUGGAAAAAACAGAAGAAACAGAAAGAAGAAAACUCCAUGUGAGGCAGAAUUCCAAAAUUUCUGCAUUCAUGGAGAAUGCAAAUACAUAGAGCACCUGACAGUAGUAACCUGCAAAUGUCAUCAGGAUUACUUUGGUGAACGAUGUGGGGGAAAGUCUAUGAAGACUCAAAAGAUGGUUGACAGUGGUUUAUCAAAAAUCGCUUUAGCAGCCAUAGUUGCCUAUGUCUCCACUGUGAGCCUCACAACAAUUGUUGUUAUUACAAUCCAGCUUCGAAAACGAUACUUCAGAGAAUACGAAGGAGAAGCAGAAGAAAGAAAGAAACUUCGGCAAGAAAAUAAUGCACAUACCCUUGUAUAA
This is a messenger RNA of Orycteropus afer afer, 762 nucleotides long. RefSeq names its product amphiregulin (gene AREG). Gene Ontology annotation, biological process: positive regulation of mitotic nuclear division; epidermal growth factor receptor signaling pathway; positive regulation of cell population proliferation. The record is from RefSeq and is a predicted model, not a curated record. The transcript has 5 exons. Bases 1 to 762 code for a protein of 253 amino acids. Lineage: Eukaryota; Metazoa; Chordata; Mammalia; Tubulidentata; Orycteropodidae.